CUUUCCCCGUAGACCAUUGCAAACUCUAAAGCAAGUUGCCUUUAUACACACUAGUGCUUACAUGGGCACCGGUACCGAAGAAGCUGCAGCGAUGCAGCUUGGGAUUGGUUGCCUUGAUUCCCUAGAUGAUCUCUGUCUUCUGCAUAUAGCAAAUUCGACCCUAUCCCUGAAGGACCUGCUUAACCUAAACGCCACAUGUCGGAGGCUGCGGGCCGUGGUGGCGGGCGCCGAUGACGCCUGGCAGCGUCACAUCUUUCUGGAUUUCGGCCUUCCUGUCACGGGCACAUCCCUAAAGCGUCAAUAUGAGUUCCUCCGAGCGGUCGCAAGAGGCGAGCAGCCUCCACCUCCUCCUCCUCCUCCACCACCACCACCUCCACCACCACCACCGCAACCAGGCAUUCCGUCAGCAGCAACGACGGUUGCUGCUGCUCCUUUUACUGCUGCCGCUGCUCAAGCAUCAACAUCAGCAGCAGCCUCCUCAGCCAUGGUGGGCCAUGCUGCUACAACCUCCGGCACCGGAGGACCAUCACCAUCAUCUUUGUCAUCAACGGUAGCCACAACCGCUGCUGCGUCGUCGUUGGGAUCCCCUUACGGUGCCGUACGGCCCUUCCUGCCGUUUGCUGGCGUCUCCACGGACGGCGGCAGCGAUGUACCCCUUGAGGAUUUCUGGGCAGGUCACCUGUUUAACCCCACCGCGCGCAAUUUCUACUCCAGCGAGGCUACCACUCGCAACAUUCACUGCCUGGCGGUACUGCAGCCCUCGGGACACGACCCCUCCGACCCGCACCGCACCUUCCUGUUAGACCGACUGCAGCUCCCAGCCGCCUACCUGAGCCGAGAGGUGAUGCGGAGUAUUAUGACGGACCAGGCCUGGGAGGGCGGCAGCGAGCAGGCGCCGCCCGACCCGCUGCCGCUGGUGCCGCUACAGGCGGUGGAGGCGGCGCGGGAGGCGCUGAGCAGCUGCACCACGGAGGUGUUGGAGGACCUGUAUGUGCACUGCUACAACCAGAUGAGCCAGGGCCGCGCCUGGGGCCGCCUGCUCACGCGGGGGCUCAUGCAGCAGCAGCGCCGCAGGGGGCAGGGGCAGGGGCAGCAGGUGGAGGAGGACCAUGAUGCGGCGUUGCAUGAGAUACACGCCAAGGCAUGGCAGAUCUGGCACAACCAGGGGUCAGUGCCGUACACCAUCAGCCAGGCGGCGCCGCUGCGGCAGCCCAGGCUGCUGUACGGCGAGCCGCCGCUGCGGCCGCUGCUGGCGGCGGCGGGGGGGCGGCCGGACGCCCCGCUCAACCGCACCGUGGGCAUGUUCGACUCGGUGCUGCUCAGCCGCCCCUUCAACGUCACCUGUCCUCUGCGCUGCGGAGCGCUUUUUGCCCUACUCGCCUCCGCCGCCUGCCCAUCCGCCUCCUCCUGCUCCUACGUCACUGCUGCGUCCAGGGAGCCCGCCGCUGCAGCCACAGCCGCAGCCACUGGCCCGGAUGGCACCGUCUCCGCUGUUGGUGCUGCUGCUGCUGCUGCUAGUGAGGCUGCUGCGGGUGCUUCUGGGUCUCCUUCCAUGAAGCCAGGCAGCAGCAGCAGCCCCAACACCACCACCGACCCCUCCGCAUCGCUGGCGGAGGGCCUGACGAACGGGCUGGCGGGGGUGCCGCACGUGCAGGUCCUGAACAACGCCGAAGACGCCCGUACGGUGCUGUUAGCCUCCCGCAGGGGCCUGCUGCCGCCCGUUGCCGGGUACUACACUACGGGUAGGGUCGAGUGGCUGGAAUUCAGGAGGCCCACUGCUGCUGCCGCGGCGGCAACAGCAUCGGCAUCAGCAGCGACGGCGUCAGCACCAAGGGGGCCAGCAGGCGGCGGCUCCUCCUCAUCACCAUCAACCGAGCCGGCAAGAGCUGCACCCGCACCUCACUCCAA
Molecule: messenger RNA, 1908 nt
Organism: Astrephomene gubernaculifera
Lineage: Eukaryota; Viridiplantae; Chlorophyta; Chlorophyceae; Chlamydomonadales; Astrephomenaceae
Source: the annotation of a GenBank genome assembly